AUGGAAGACUACGUCUUCCCCGAGACCGGUGCGAAGGGGGGGCCGCCGACGCCGUUUGAGAUUCUUGGCCUGGAGCGGAGCGCGUCCGGCGGCCAGAUCAAAGCUGCGUACUACCGCCUCGCCCUCAUCCUGCACCCGGACUCGUCCCACCCCUCCGCGUCGUCCGACCACUUUGCGCGCCUGAACAAGGCCUACAAGCUCCUCAACACCAACGCGGGACGCAGCACGUACCUGUCCACGGGGUACGGCUGGAACGGCGGCGGCUUUGACUCUGAAUACGCCGAGUCGAGCGCCGACGCCAUGGUGCGCGAGGCGAUCCGGCGCGCACGCGCAAACGGCGCGCACGAGUGGCGGGGACGCGGGUUCCGCGACUCCGAGGCCGGCGCGGGCGCCUGGGGCGCGCACCGCAUGGGUACGGACGGUCAGUGGCAGCCGUACGACGCCGACGGGCACGCGUCGGGCGGCGGAGACGCGCUGUACAUGUCCAACAACAAGUUUGUCAUGGUCAUUGCCAUCCUGGCGGGUAUCGCAGUGUGGGCGCAGUGGGUGCAGAUUGACAAUGUGGUCGACACGAGUCGCGCGUCGAUGAUUGACAGGCAUGUCCAUGCGGCUAGGGCGCUCGCAGAUGCCCGCAAGGACGCUUCAAUCUAUGGCCAGGAGCGUCGAGACGCCAUCCACCGCCAUGUCCGGCAGAGGGCUGUUCUUGACGAGAUUGACAGGAUGACCCAAGGAGGAAGCACGGGUCACACGGCGGCCAUCCCCCCACCACAAGCGAGAGACGACGCCGCACUUGCUGCUCGUCCAGUUCCACCACCCGCACCGCCUUCACCCACGAGCCCAAGCGCAAGUCUGUGA
Molecule: messenger RNA, 855 nt
Organism: Apiotrichum porosum
Lineage: Eukaryota; Fungi; Basidiomycota; Tremellomycetes; Trichosporonales; Trichosporonaceae
Exons: 3
Coding region: 1-855 (284 amino acids)
Biological process (GO): protein refolding
Cellular component (GO): cytoplasm
Source: RefSeq, a predicted model, not a curated record